UUUGCCAUUUCAACACACUGUUACAGAACUGAACCACAGAGAGAGAGAGAGAGAGUGAGAUAGAGAUUUAUCUGAAUCGAGAGAAGAACGUGGUUUCGAAGCUACUCGAACUCUGAUUCUUGUUUUUUGAAUUGGGUUUGGAACAGUUUGAAGAGAUUGUGGAUUUUUCUUUUUCUUUUUCUGGGUUUGAUUUGCAGAGAAAUAAUGGAGGCUCAAUACAUACGAAAACACCACAAGCACGUACCCAAAGACAAUCAGUGCACUUGCUCUCUCGUCAAACACAUCAAAGCCCCCGUUGAUCUCGUUUGGCCAUUGGUGAGGAGCUUCGAUCAGCCACAGAGGUAUAAGCCCUUUGUCAGCAGAUGUAUCGUGCAAGGUGACCUUAAGAUUGGUAGUCUCAGAGAGGUGAAUGUGAAGUCAGGGCUUCCCGCCACAAUGAGCACCGAAAGGUUGGAAUUGCUUGAUGAUGAGGAGCACAUCCUCGGCGUCAGGAUCGUUGGUGGUGAUCACAGGCUGAAGAACUACUGUUCAAUCAUUACCGUCCAUCCGGAGAUGACUGAUGGUAGACCGGGGACGCUAGUGAUCGAGUCAUUUGUGGUGGAUGUGCCUGAUGGAAACACUAAAGAUGAGACAUGCUAUUUUGUUAAGGCCCUGAUCAACUGCAACCUCAAAUCUUUGGCCGACGUUGCAGAGAGAAUGGCAAUGCAGGAUCGGGCUGGACCGGUCAGUCGGGUCUGAGUUGGUCGGUUAGCACUAUUUGAAAGAAUUCUAAUGGCUCUCGUGCAAGACUUUCAUUUACCCACAAGCUUUAUUUUUGACUUCCGCAGAAGUUUUUGUACAUAGUCCUCUGCUCGUAGCUUUGUCAUUUAUCAUUCUCUCUCUGAUUUACUCAUCCUCGUUUGUUUCUCUAAACUGAUGCUAGGCUUUACCUUAUAUGUAUCUUACUGUUCCGACAAUUCUAUGUAUGAAAGAACUCGGUUCUCUUUCACUGUUACGUUCCUAGGUUUUGAGCAUGGUGGGUAUGUAAGUUAUGGUGGUGUUAAAUUUGUAAGUAUCCAUAAAAAGUGUGGUCUCUAUAGACUGCGUUUUCUAGU
Molecule: messenger RNA, 1094 nt
Organism: Camellia sinensis
Lineage: Eukaryota; Viridiplantae; Streptophyta; Magnoliopsida; Ericales; Theaceae
Product: abscisic acid receptor PYL9
Biological process (GO): abscisic acid-activated signaling pathway
Cellular component (GO): nucleus; cytoplasm
Molecular function (GO): signaling receptor activity; abscisic acid binding; protein phosphatase inhibitor activity
Source: RefSeq, a predicted model, not a curated record